Molecule: messenger RNA, 570 nt
Organism: Penicillium nucicola
Lineage: Eukaryota; Fungi; Ascomycota; Eurotiomycetes; Eurotiales; Aspergillaceae
Product: cupin domain-containing protein
Exons: 1
Coding region: 1-570 (189 amino acids)
Source: RefSeq, a predicted model, not a curated record
AUGUUCCCAUACAAGAAGAACGACCUCCCCUACAUCCACCGCUAUAUCACAACCCACAACACCGAAGGCGAAGCAGUAUUUCUUUCCCAUGCCCAGGUACCCGACUACCUCCCCUCAAAGCCAGCCGGGGAAGAUGGCGAGAUCGCCCUGCUGUACGCUACAACCAGUAUGCCGGCCUCAGUCGACGACGAAGCCGAUGUAGCCAUGUAUGACGAGUUCCUGCAUCAACCGCCGGGCAUCACGACCGAAAGAGGGACAAUUUUCCGGAUGAUCGACCUUCGGCCUGGAAAGGCCACGCCAAUGCAUCGGACGGUCAGCGUCGACUAUGGCGUGAUACUUGAGGGAGAGGUCGAUCUGGUACUGGAUUCGGGCGCGAAAAGGCACAUGCAUCGGGGUGAUGUUAGUGUGCAGAGGGGGACGGCACAUUCGUUUCGGAAUCGAAGUGAUAAGGAGUGGUGCCGGAUGUUGUUUGUCUUUUUGCCGAUGAAUAAAUUGACUAUUCAGGGUAAAGAGCUGGGGGAGGAAGUUUACGAGGAUGACUAUGAUAAGCCGGAUAAUAAAGAAGAAUAG